AGCCCAGCAGGGUACAGUUUCAAAGAGAAUCGGUCAAAUAUGUAAAUAUGACCCAUUUUCCAUUCAUUAAUUCGACUCUAAGUCAUUGAUUUCAGAGUGUGAUCAGCUGAUGCUUGCAUGGUGGAGUCUUCAUCAUCGGGACUGGAUCACACACACCCCCCUACCCCACCCCCCGCUGUCUCUCCUGAGAAGGUGAAGCCUUCCGAAUAACAGCCCUACCGCUAUGAGACGAAUAACCGGGAAGGCGAAGGAUGAAACUUUGAUCGAGCUGCAGAACGCGACAGAAUCACAGACAGGAUCAGAUGGUCCUGCAGUGUUGACCGCAUUCAGGAUAAACCUGCACUCAGAUGAAAAUGGUGGGAAUAGUGUCAGUGCAUUAUCUGAAAGAGCGACGCUGCCUGGGCAGGCAGAGACAGAAAAGUUACAACCAAACAAGGACACUGUGUUCUUCAGGGAUGGAGUUCGGCGAAUAGACUAUGUGUUGUCUUAUGUUGAUGAUAAAGAUGGAGAAAAGAAACAGGAGUGGAGGAGGGAGUUUGAGGCCAACCUUGAGAAACAGGGUCUUGAGCUGGAGACUGAAGACAAAUCGGACUCAAAAGACCAAAAGACAUAUUUCCUGAAGAUCCAUGCUCCAUGGGAUGUACUGACGACCUACGCUGACAUCUUAAAGAUUAAAGUCCCCUUCAAGUUGAAUGAUAUCCCCCGUGGUCAUGAUGUCCCGCUGGAGUGGCUCUCGCAUCCUUUCCGUUUGCCAGAGCACAUCAUGCUUCCACAACCGGACUACUUUACCUACCCCUUCGACAAGAACAAGACCGACUUCUUCCUUAUCAGUGACAAGGAUACCUUCUUCCCGCCCUCCACAAGAAACAGAAUCGUGUACUACAUCCUGGCUCGUUGCCCGUACAACAAAGAGGUUCGGAAAGAAAAAGACAAGACGGGAAUCAAACGAUUACUCAGCAAUGGGACGUAUACGGCAGCCUUUCCUCUUCAUGAUUGUCAAUACUGGAAAAGGGCAAGAAACGCUGAAUGCGAGAGUGAGCGCUACAACUUGUACGAGCACUGGGCUCGGUUUCUCUGCUUUUACAAAGAGCAGCCUCUCAACCUCAUCAGGAAGUACUAUGGGGAGAAGAUUGGGAUCUACUUUGCCUGGCUGGGCUUCUACACAGAGAUGCUGUUUUUGGCAGCCGUCAUGGGCGUCAUAUGUUUCACGUAUGGAGUGCUCAGUUAUGAGGACAACAGGUCAAGCAAAGAAAUAUGUGACCCCGAGAUUGGGGGCAGUAUCGUGAUGUGUCCACUUUGUGAUAAGAAGUGCCCUUUCUGGAAGCUCAACUCUACAUGUUUCUCAUCCUGGCAAUCCCAUCUGUUUGAUAAUGAAGGAACGGUAUUCUUUGCCAUAUUUAUGGGGAUUUGGGUCACUCUGUUUUUGGAGUUCUGGAAACGGCGUCAAGCCCGUCUGGAGUACGAGUGGGACUUGGUGGACUUUGAAGAGGAGCAGCAACAGCUUCAAAUCCGACCCGAGUUUGAGAUCCGAUGCACCGACAAGAGACUCAACAAGAUCACUCAGGAAAUGGAGCCGUAUCUUCCCACUACAAGCAAGUGUGUUCGCUUCUGUCUCUCCUCUGCCACUGUUAUAUUCUGGAUCUCUCUGAUUGUGGCCUGUAUAAUCGGUGUUAUAGCGUACAGAUUGGCGGUGUAUGCUGCCUUCGCGAGUAUCAUUAAAGACCCCCUGAGAAAGAUCCAGGUGGUGGGCAGGUUCAUCACUCCACAGCUCGCCACUUCUGUCACUGCCUCCUGCAUCAACUUUGUCAUCAUCAUGAUCCUCAACUUCUUUUAUGAGAGGGUGGCCGUCUGGAUCACCGACAUGGAAAUCCCAAAGACCCACCUGGAGUAUGAGAAUAGGUUGACCAUGAAGAUGUUCCUCUUCCAGUUUGUCAACUACUACUCAUCGUGCUUCUACGUGGCCUUCUUCAAAGGCAAAUUUGUCGGUUAUCCUGGCGACUACUCAUAUAUGUUCGGCAAACUAAGAAAUGAGGAGUGUGACCCCGGAGGCUGUCUGAUUGAGCUCACCACACAGCUUGUGAUUGUUAUGGCAGGAAAACAACUGUGGGGCAACAUUCAGGAAGCUCUGCUGCCGCUGAUGCGUAACUGGUGGAGUAGGAGGAAGGGACGGCACCAUCUUGAGAAUCAUUCCAGCCGCUGGGAGCAGGACCACAGGCUGCUGAACUUCAGCCAACUGGGGUUGUUUUAUGAGUAUCUGGAGAUGGUGAUCCAAUUUGGUUUCAUCACAUUGUUUGUGGCCUCGUUUCCUCUGGCUCCUCUCCUGGCUCUGUUCAACAACAUCCUGGAGAUCAGGGUGGACUCCUGGAAGUUCACCACCCAAUUCAGACGACCGGUGGCGUCCAAGGCCCGAAACAUUGGAGCGUGGCAGGAAAUCCUCAACGCAGUGGCCAUUCUGUCUGUUGUUACAAAUGCUUUCAUCAUGGCGUUUACUUCCGACAUGAUCCCCCGUAUGGUCUUUCUGUAUGCCUAUGGUAAAGAUGCCAGCAUGACGGGCUACGUUAACAACAGCCUGUCAAUAUACAACAUCUAUCAGAUACCCGCUGUCAGCAUGCCCGAAGAGCGAGUCAACUGGUUUGAUAACACGACUUCCACCUGCAGAUACCGUGACUACCGUUACCCUCCGGGCCACCCGAGGGAGUACAAUCACACCAUGCAGUUUUGGCAUAUCCUGGCAGCCAAAAUGACCUUUAUUAUUAUAAUGGAGCACGUUGUCUUUGUGGUGAAGUUCUUUGUGGCGUGGAUGAUCCCAGACGUCCCAUCAGUUGUGAAGGCGCGGUUCAAACGAGAGCGCUACCUGAUUCAAGAGUACCUGCAUAACUAUGAGGUGGAGAAGGUCAAAAUCCAGAUGAGUGCCAGUUUCAUCACAGAGCAAUCAUCAGAAAUAUCCUCAAUGACAGACAAACAAGAAGUGUUGUCUGAGUGCCUGUAGCCUGCUUCCUCAAAACUCCUAACUAACAAAGCCAAGAAUGGGCAUGUGUGAGAGUUUUAUCCUCACUGACAGCAUUCAUAUACACAGAUUCUGUCUUUGGGAUAAAAAUGCUAUUAUAUUUUUUUGCUGGAUGGACUCCUAUAUUAGGAUCUGGGUAGAGGCAUCAGAAAUUCAAAUGCAACAUUUCACUUCGCUUAAACACUCCUGUGCCAUAUAAAGAAAGUUUGAAAACAACAGCAGAAGGCUGAAAAGAUUGUGACUGCAGCUUGUAUCAUUUCCCAUGUAAUGCCUUCAAAUCCCCAAUUGUCAUGGCUGCAUGUACUCAUAACCAAGUAUUGUUGAAAAUGUAAAAUGAGUUGUAAUGACCCUUUAAGGAGAUGUCUAUCAUAUCAUUAAUUAAAUGUUUUGCAUGUGAUUUUUCUGAUGAAAAAACAAGAUGAAGGGCUUUUUAGAAAAGAUAUCAGUGUUAAAAAGAGUUUUUAAAAAAUUAAAUAACUCAUAUCAUUCAAGGGAUAUAUCUUAUACAUCACCUAUCUUUUUGUUUGAAGUUUGGAGGUAGGCUUUUAAUAAUAUUGUUUGUUCCGUUGCUGCAUAAUGUUUAGGUCCACUGUUCUAUAGCUGGGCCAUCAGAUUUUCAGUUUUGUUCUUUGAGUUAAUUUUGUUAGGCUCGUUCAAACUGUGUAUUGGAAAACCAAUUACCUCUGUCAUAGUGCAGUGAUACUGUAACAAUCAGAAGUAUGUAUCUUCCAGCAUGAGUUGGCAGUAUAGAGCAGCUGCAAGCUUAUCUUCCAGAUGUAUGUCAAACUUGCUUCGGGACCAAUUAUACAAUUUUUACAAAGAGAAAGUUCUACACGUAGAACAUUUCCUGACAGAUUUUCAGGUUUAGUACAAUCAGUUUAUGUGUGAAAGUUUAAGUUGACCGUGUGUUGGCUUUACUCCUCCAAUUGUUAUACUUGGGUAGCAAAUGGCCUAUACUCAUGUUUUUUUAUGUCUCCACAUGUUUUCGGCAUAAUGAACCUUCACAGAUGAACAGACAGUUGAAGAACUUGGUUUGGUACAAUGUAAGUGUGCAUAUCUGUAAAAAUAAAUGAGUUAAUGAGUUUUACUAACCUAGUCUUUGAUAAAUAGGUGAUGCUUUAGCUAUAAAGAAAAUAUCAAAUAUGGAAAUUGGUUGUAAAGCAACUCAUUUAUUGAUAUGCUUCUGCUUUGUAGUCUGAAGCUUUAUAUUAACAGUAACAUCAUAAUCCUUUCUUUAACUUUGUAUUCAUCACAUCAUAAAUGACUAUCAACCAGUAUUAGUUCAGACACUUCAGUAUAUUUAAUACUAAAACUUACUACAAGGGACCAGAGACAUAAAAAAAACCUCCAGAGAGAUUCAUAACUAAACAGUAUCUAUUUAUGAGUUACAGGAUCACCUCAUUUACUCCUAUCAUUUUAAGUGUAACAGGUUUUUCUUUGUUUUAUAUUGAAUCCUCUUUGUACCUUGACUCUCUACAUGAUACAGUUGAGAUUUCAGCUAUCAGCUAUUAUGUUUGACAUUAAAAAAUCUAAGCCUCAUUUACUCACAUCUCAGGAUCAAUCAUGAGCAUUACACAGUAAUACGUAAUACAGUACGCAGAUACCAGAUGUGUGCAGAGUGUGAUCCUGCAGCAUGAUGUAUUUCCAAUCAAACGAAUGCCUUAAACAAAACUCUGUGCUUACUCGUUUUUCUAUGCUUUUGUAAUGCCAAAGUUUCCUAUCUCUAUUCAAACCCUGUGUCAUGUACGUUUUCAUUGCUGCUAUUUUGUCUGAUUUAAUGUGCAUGAAUUGCUGGAAAUUGUUGUCAGUUUUAUUCUAAAUUCACUGUAGCCUAUUGUACAGUUAAUAUACAUGAUAAAUAAAAAGAAGUAAUUAUA
Messenger RNA from Eleginops maclovinus (Patagonian blennie), 4884 nucleotides. It is a transcript of the gene ano5b, whose product is annotated as anoctamin 5b. Gene Ontology annotation, molecular function: protein dimerization activity; chloride channel activity. The transcript is spliced from 21 exons. Bases 224 to 2989 code for a protein of 921 amino acids. Gene Ontology annotation, cellular component: plasma membrane. Gene Ontology annotation, biological process: chloride transmembrane transport. Lineage: Eukaryota; Metazoa; Chordata; Actinopteri; Perciformes; Eleginopidae. The record is from RefSeq and is a predicted model, not a curated record.